Neoarius graeffei (lesser salmon catfish) is the source of this 5373-nucleotide messenger RNA. It is a transcript of the gene aff2, whose product is annotated as AF4/FMR2 family, member 2. Lineage: Eukaryota; Metazoa; Chordata; Actinopteri; Siluriformes; Ariidae. The transcript is spliced from 22 exons. Bases 121 to 4089 code for a protein of 1322 amino acids. Gene Ontology annotation, molecular function: G-quadruplex RNA binding. Gene Ontology annotation, cellular component: nuclear speck; nucleus. Gene Ontology annotation, biological process: regulation of RNA splicing. The record is from RefSeq and is a predicted model, not a curated record.
CACACAUACGCGCGCGCGCGCGCGCACACACACACACACACACAGGCGCUCGCGCCGUCCCUGUACACGCAGCCUGACGAAUAACCGGUCCGCCGCCGCCGGUACCCUCUGAUCACUACAAUGGACCUAUUCGAGCUGGACUUCUUCAGGGAGUGGGAGCUGGAGCAGCAAUGUAGAACCCCCAGAAGAAAAGAAAGAGAGGUCGCCCAAGGAAUACCUGGAGACGGAACACAGCAGCAGAGAUCCAGACAGCUGGCUACAUCUGGGAGCAGUUGGAGAAAGAAGCACAGAACAAGACAGAGUGGAGGAAGAUUGUCAGUGGCCAAUGUUCCUGUUUGGAAACACAGACUUAAGCAGAACCAUUAUGAGCAGGACCGUUCAGCGCUGAAGAAGAAGGAGUGGGAGCGUCGCACGCAGGAAGUGCAGCAGGAUGAAGAUUUGUUCUCCACCGGCUUCAAUCUGUUCGGUGAGCCGUACAAGACAAACAAAGGCGAUGCCCUGGCCAACCGAGUUCAGAACACGUUGGGUAACUAUGAUGAGAUGAAGGAACUCUUGACCAGCCAUUCCAACCAAAGCCACCUGGUGGGUAUCCCGAAGAACUCGGUUCCACAGACCCCAGUGGAGAAAACCGAACAGCCCAGCUUCUUCACCGAAGCUCAGCGUGGCAGAGCCACCUCAUCUCAGCCAGCAAACCACACCACCUCCAUGCCUCCUCCACCUACCAACAACAUGGCAGGUCCCAGCAUCCUCCAUGGGCACCAGAGCACCAAAAAGUCCCGUUCCUCCGACUGGUCCCGAGGAGCGCAUAGUUCGAGCAGCAGCCAGGCAGCUCAGGCGGCCAGCCGCGGAAAGCAGAGCUCCAGCGGACACGAACAGGAACAGGGUGACUCGAGCCCUGGUACUUCGUCCACCUCCACACACCCCAGCAGGAGGCACGGGCAACCAGCCAAAGUGCCAACUGUUGUCAGCUCACCCUGCGAGCAGGACUCAGGUUCACCUGUGGCCUCUACUUCUCUGGUGCCCGGUGGUCUUUCUACACCAACAUUCCCCCAGGGCCUACACUGCAAACCCAGCAGUGGAGGACAGCAGAAACCCACAGCCUAUGUCCGGCCCAUGGAUGGCCAGGACCAGGCGCCCAAUGACUCUCCUGAGCUCAAGCCCACGCUGGAAAUCACAGACGGAUACGGCGGAACGCCAUUUACAAACCUGAUGGAUGGCAAAGGCAAUGCAGUAGGGAGCAAGGGCAAACUUCCCAAGCUGACUCUUCCUCAAUCAGGGGAGGUCAGCCUUCCCAAUGACUCCAGCUGUGUGGAGGAGAUUUUGCGGGAAAUGACCCAUUCCUGGCCUCCUCCCCUCACUGCCAUACACACACCGGGCAAAGCAGAACAGACGAAGUUUCCCAUUCCUAACAAGGACCCCCAACACGUUACGCCAGCAUACAAUGGACAAAAGCGCUGCAACGUUCCUGGUAACAAGCCCUCAACCAAGCCGGUGCCACAGAAGUCAAUGCUGGAAGAUGACCUGAAGAUCAGCAGUGAUGAAGAAGACACUGAACAGGCUGCAGAGAAACCCAAAACCAGGAGCACACCUCCAAACCUUCCAGGGCCCACACCACGGAGCACUGAUCCAGGUGGCCACUCCAGUGGGGCUUCUGGGAGCUCCAGCGAAUCCGAAAGCAGCUCUGAGUCUGACUCUGACAGUGAAAGCAGUUCCAGUGACAGCGAAUGCAACCGAGCGUCCCGCGCCACUACACCAGAGCCUGAACCACCAUCAACAAACAAAUGGCAGCUGGACAAAUGGUUGAACAAAGUCAACCCUCACAAUAAGCCCCUUGCCAAUACACAGUCAGAAAGCCAUGGACUUGGAAGCUCUCAGCCUGAGGAUGGCCAAGCUACAGAGAACCAAAGCUGUAGUAAGAGCAAGCCCAGUGCAGCUCUGGCACAAGCAGAUCCCAAAGACCGGACCUUGCUCAGUCCCAUCCGAGAAAAGGCCAAGCCUAAAACAGGCCAGAAAGGUCCCGAUGGUAAGGGUACCAAAGUGAAGGCCCCAGCUUCAGUUGACCUGCCUCCUUCCAGGAGAAGCACAGGCAAGAAACAACCGAAGAAAGUUGAACAGUCCUCAAACAGUGAGGAGCACAACUGGCCCAGACCUGUCAACUCCAGCACUACACCAAAGGAGAAAGAACCUCCACCUUUAGAACCACCAAAACCUAGAGGCAAGGCCCCAGGGGGCAAGACUGCCCCCAGAAAGGAACCCCGAUCCACUACAGUGACCACACCUGCCGCCCCUACCACCUCCGCUAUCAGCACAGCUCCAGACAAAAAGAAGCACAGAGGGCCUAGUAAGAUCAUCCCCAAAUCAAAGGAGUUUAUUGAAACUGAGUCAUCCUCAUCGGAAUGUCACUCGGACCCUGAGGAAAUUUCAAAAGUGCAUCUUCCCUGCCCUGGCCCUAGCAGCCUGAACUUUAAAUCCAAGGACUGCAACAGCAAUAUCCUGAGUGUCAGCAGUCUUGCCAGCACCAGCAGUACCUCCAUACCAGACCCAGCUGCCCCUGACCUGCUGGAGGAGCCCCUGUUCUCGCCCAUCUCCAUGGUACAGAAUGAGCUUCUGUCACCACUGAGAGACUUUGAGGACAUUAAAUCCCUGUGGGUUAAGAUUGAGCUCAGCCUCCUGUCACGGAUUCCUGGGCAGGAUCCACCUGAGCCACUCCCUGCCAAGGCUGAGUGUCGAGAGACCAACUUCAAGCACAGGAGACAGCAGUCACCAGCCUCCAUUCCAUCAGAGAAACCCACUAGCAAGUCAAAGAGGAAACACAAGUCAGAGCAUUGUGAGGUGUUGAGUGGGACGAAGAAGUUAAAACUGGAAAAAGAGGCCUUGCUCCUCCCUCCGUGUAUCUCUCCAAUCCACAACCACAAAGUCUCCAACACGAAAGACUCUUCGAAGAAGCAGCCGAGGAAGCUCCUUCCUCCUUUGCUCUCCCCGCUGUCGGAUGAGCCCGCAGGUCGCCAGCGAAGAAGCAGCGAAAGCAGUUCGCUCAGUAUGGAAGGAAGCACAGCUGUUUCUACAACCUUACCCCCCACACACUCCCUUCCACCUUCUUCCUCUUCGUCAUCCUCAUCGUCGUCGUGUCACAAGCACCGCAAAGGAGAGAGCAAGUCUCACUCCAAGACCAGCAGUCAGGAAGAAGACAGCCAUGCAAAGACCUCCGGGGGUUUCCAUACCAAUGGUCAAUCCGAAUCGAACGUAUGGCCAAACCCUUCAUCUCUGUCCAUGGAGAAUAUGGAGCACAGGAGACCUAAACUCACAUUCAACAACACUGUUCACAAUGCGGACUACUACAUGCAGGAAGCCAAGAAACUAAAGCACAAAGCUGAUGCUCUGAUGGAGAAGUUUGGCAAAGCCGUCAAUUAUGCAGACGGUGCGCUUUCCUUCAUCGAGUGCGGCAAUGCCAUGGAACGAGACCCAUUAGAGGCCAAGUCGCCGUACACCAUGUACUCGGAAACUGUGGAGCUCAUUAGGUAUGCAAUGAGAUUAAAGAACUUCACCAGUCACUCAGCCACACUGGCGGAGAAGAAAUUAGCGGUGCUGUGCAAUCGGUGUUUAUCCCUGCUGUACUUGCGGAUGUUCAAACUGAAAAAGGAUCACGCGAUGAAGUAUUCACGCUCCUUAAUGGAGUACUUCAAGAAUUCGGCAAAAAGUUCUCAAGCACCUUCACCGUGGGGCUCCAAUGGAAAGACUACAGGAACACCGUCUCCCAUGUCCCUGAGUCCUUCUCCCAUCAGCUCGGUCAACAGUAACACCGCAGCCAUGGUUUCUUCCUCCUCGUCCUCUUCCUCGUCCUCGGGCAGCGUGGCCAUCCCGCAGCGCAUCCACCACAUGGCUGCCAGCCACGUCAACAUCACCAACAACAUCCUGCGCAGCUAUGAGCACUGGGACACGGCCGACAAGCUGGCCCACGAGAGCCAAGAGUUCUUUCAGGAGUUGGACUCAGUGAUGGAGCCACUGACGCAGCACAGCAGCAUGACUGACCUGGUGCGCUACAUCCGCCAAGGACUACACUGGCUCCGUAUCGAGGCCCAUUUGUUAUAGUGCUGGAGCUGUUCACUGUGCUCGCUCACUCUCACUCUCUCACUCUCCAUCCCUCCUGCUCUCCUUCUCUCCUUCUCUCACUCCUGCCACACCUUCCAUCACUUCCUCCUUCCACCAGCACUGCCGUCUCAGAGUUGCUCCUGCGCAAGCGGAGCUGAGGAACGAGUGGAACGCAAGGUGCUGUAUGUUUUUCUGGAGAUCUAGAGCACUCUGUGAAGGACUGCAGAAACCGGCGUUGUGUUUAGAACAGAAAAACGAAAACACGCUUUUACUUGCAGCUGUGACAGAGGACACGGGAGGUCAUGUGACUCAACCGGGCAGAUCGUUGAGACGGGACAGUAUCUUAGUUUUUGAAUCUGCUCUCUUGUUUUGUACAGUGUACAUUACUUCCUAUAAAGUGAAAGGAAAGGGCAAACAGGUGCCCGGUGUGCAAUCCUUCUCUAUGUCAGUAUUGUUUCUUUGUAUUACAUGUCGAUGGCUUUAUAAAAUGAUUGUGAAGGACUGGGGGUCAAAGGAGUAGCAAAAAAAAAAAAAUUGGAGUCCAUCUUUUCGAGGAAAACUCCACCCUGAAUGACUUUAAUAUUUAUAACUAACAUGUGAUCUUCAAAUAUUUAUUUUGUCAUGUCUUUUCUUGACAUUUAAACUCAAACGGUCUUGAACGGUGACCGAUAUCACCCGCAAUGCCAUUCAGCUACCCGAGGCCAAUGAGAAUCCGUAUAAGCAUGUGAUGCGGCGGUGCUUUAGUCCUUUGGUCCUUUCAUCCAGUUCUCUCAACUCCUCAUCUGUACGCUCUGCUCAAAACAGAUCAGGUUCGGUUCCAGUGUUUCGUACCAACACCGCCGUCAACACCAUCACGCUCGGCAUCUCGUACACUACCGUUCAAAAGUUUGGGGUCACCCAGACAAUUUUGUGUUUUCCAUGAAAAGUCACACUUUUUUUUAUUUACCACCAUAAGUUGUAAAAUGAAUAGAAAAUCUAGUCAAGACAUUUUUCUGGCCAUUUUGAGCAUUUAAUCGACCCCACAAAUGUGAUGCUCCAGAAACUCAGGCUACGUUUACAUUAGAUCGUAUCUGUCUCGUUUUCUUCGCGGAUGCACUGUCUGUUUACAUUAAACCGCCUGGAAACGCCGGGAAACGGGAAUCCGCCAGCAUCCAUGUAUUCAAUCCAGAUCGUGUCUGGUCCGGUGCUGUGUAAACAUUCAGAAUACGCGGAUACGCUGUGCUGAGCUCUAGCUGGCGUCUCAUUGGACAACGUCACUGUGACAUCCACCUUCCUGAUUCGCUG